UCUGUCAGUCUCGAGGCCGUGAGUCUCUUAAAGACGCAGGAGACCUGCUUUAUUUGGAGUGAGUGACCAGUGGCAAAGCGGGAGCUUUGCUUCGCUGUUUUUUGAGAUUACGUGCGGUUAGUCUGAAAGAGAAAGAUCAACAGUACAGUGGGCAUGCUUGUCUUAAAACGUGUGCGAGCCUCCUCUCCUGGCUUUGUGAAGACGAUACUCUCUGCUGCGGCCGAGUGGACCCGACCAACUAACAUAAGGCUGUUUAAACGGACCCACUUCUCCCGGCAACUACACACCUACUCGGUGCUGUUUCGGCAGUCAUCCCAGGAUGUGAACCAUACUGACGCUCAUCAUGUUUUACAUAAACUGGGUGGGUUAAAGCCAGGCAUGCUGCCAGGCCUCGAGGACCUCUUGUUCUACACCAUCACAGCAGGCAAAGAACAAAUUCCAAUUACUAGAUUCAUUAAUGCCCUGAAAAGCACAGGUCUUCUGACCACAGACCCACGACUCAGAGACUGUAUGGAUCUUCUGCAGCACUCGGUACAGGAGACGGCGGGUGGAACUAUGAUGGAUCGAUAUCUCUUUAAGAAGUGUGUGGGUAGCAACAUUGUUCUUCUAACACAGGCUUUCAGAAAAAAGUUUGUGAUUCCUGACUUUGAAACUUUUGUGUCACACAUAAAUCAUCUGUAUGAAAAUGCCAGGAGGCAGACUUCAGGCCAGGUUGCUGACUACAUUCCUCAGCUUGCCAAGUUUAGCCCAGACCUAUGGGGUGUUUCUCUGUGCACUGUGGAUGGUCAGAGGCACUCUGUGGGUGACACCAGGAUACCUUUCUGCCUCCAGUCCUGUGUCAAACCCCUGGAGUAUGCGAUUGCCAUCAAUGAAGUAGGAACUGAGCGUGUUCAUCGCUAUGUGGGAAAGGAACCUAGUGGGCUCAGAUUUAACAAACUUUUCCUGAAUGAUGAAGAUAGGCCACAUAAUCCAAUGGUGAAUGCAGGGGCCAUUGUCAUCAGCUCUCUAAUUAAGCCAUCUGCAAACAAAGCUGAGAAGUUUGACUAUGUGAUGGAUUUCCUCAACAAAAUGGCUGGAUCUGAGUAUGUAGGGUUCAGCAAUGCCACAUUUCAGUCAGAGAAGGAAACAGGGGAUCGAAAUUUUGCAAUUGGAUAUUACCUGAAAGAAAAAAAGUGUUUUCCAAGUGGAGCAGAUAUGAUCAGUGCCCUAGACUUCUAUUUCCAGGUGGGCCUUCCUGCAAAGUCAGGGGUUUCUGGAGCAGUGCUGCUGAUUGUACCCAAUGUUAUGGGCAUUAUGUGUUGGUCACCCCCUUUGGACAAGGCAGGGAACAGUGUACGAGGCAUUCACUUCUGCCAGGAGCUAGUGUCUUUGUUCAACUUUCACAAUUAUGACAAUCUGAGGCACUUUGCUAAGAAACUGGACCCACGAAGGGAGCCUGGUGAUAUUCGGAACAAGUCAGUUGUGAAUUUGCUAUUUGCAGCAUACAGUGGGGAUGUUUCAGCCUUGAGGAGGUUUGCCCUGUCUGCAAUGGAUAUGGAGCAGAAGGAUUAUGACUCUCGUACAGCAUUACAUGUUGCUGCUUCUGAAGGUCACAUGGAAGUUGUGAGAUUCUUAGUAGAUGGCUGCAAGGUGAAUCCCUUCACAAAAGAUAGGUGGGGUAAUAGCCCUCUAGAUGAUGCUGUUCAGUUUGGGCAUCAAGAGGUAGCAGAUUACAUGAAGGAUUACCAAACACGCUAUGCCAUGCUUGAUCCAGGAUCAGAGGUGGAGGACCUUAGUAAAUUGGAGACAUUGGAGAGCAUGGUUUGAAUGGGCUAAAUUGGGUCAUUCAAAGAUAUCCAGAAAUCGUGGGUCGAAUCACUGGAACCAAAACUAAGUGCAGAAUGUGGCAAUUCUGUGUAACAAUGAGGAACCCAACAAAGCAUACAUAACACUCAUUGAAAACAAAGUAGUAAACCUGCUGUUUGGAUUUUUUUUGUUCCAGUUUUUGUUGUUUUGCCAACCUUAUUUAUUCUCAACAUUCUAACCUGCUUUAUACUGUAUAUUUAUAUAACCAAUAUGCACUUAGACUUUCAUUGAUUUUAGGAGUUGUGAUAAAUUAAAUUCAUCUAUAGUCUAUUAAGACUUCUUACAAAUUGUCAUAGAGAGCCCAUGCCAGACAUUUAGAAGGUUAGAAUGUGCUGAGUGACAAAGUUUAUUUGUUGUCAACAAUGUCGUAAAAAUGUUGAAGAUUCAGCAGACCUGAUAUUUGUUGGGAGCAUGACAGUGUGUAUCUGUAUUGCUUUGGCUUAGAGUAGAAAUUUUGCUACAGUGCAAAGUCCUUCUUUUGUAUCUUACUCAGGGAGAAAAGCAAAAGCACAGAAAAAUCAAGCAGUUGACUUUUGCAAUCCAAAAAUAUCAAGCAUAGGGAAAGCAUGUGUGCAUAAUACUGGAAAUCAGCUGGACAGUGCGUUCUUUUCAGGCCUUUAUUAUUUAAGUCUUCGGCUCUCUUUUCCCCUGAUAGUUCUCUGUGGUUUAAUGACUUUUCAUUUUUAAUAACUGCUUUCUUAUGACAUGAACAAUUUGACCAAAACUGAUGUCUAGUGAAUUGUUAGCCAUGUUGUUUUUGUUUCAUAUUAUUUAAUAUUCCUGUUUUCAUGCAAAGUCUCUGUGUCACAUUAUUAGAAUUAAGGUCUUCAUGGGCAGAAAGGUUAAUAAAAACAAAAAUUACAUAAUUACAUAUUUGUGCUAGCCACUCAUCAACAUUAAACUUUCUAUUUUGUAACUUUCUUUAUGCCAAGAUCAUUCUAAAAUGCCAAGUGCAUCUUCGUCUUUCAUGUAGUGAAGCGCUUCACUACGACAACAUAGUACUGCAAAUCAACAAUCUACUGUAUUGUUGUAAAGUGCCUGGAUAGCAGAUGAAUGUUGUCACCUUAUGGCUUUAACGGCUUGAGAGAAGCAUGGAUGGAUUUCUACAGAGAUAUACAUACAGUCACUGCAUCCUACCCACAGUAUUUGACAGAGAUAUCAUUACAAAAAGCACAUACUAUAGCUGCAAAUGUAGCUGUAAAUAAAGUAUGAUUGAACUUUGUCUUCUGGAUUUACCAUCAUUUUCUGAGUUGGUUCCAAGGGUUUUUUGCGCAAGGAUGCAUUGAUGUUCAAAGUGCACUGAAGUUGUCCUGAUAUCCUCAGAUAAUCUUACUUGUGGGACACAGCAGAUUCAAAUAACAGCCACGGCCAUGGCAGAUUGUAAUAUAACAGUAGAACCUUCAGAAGAUGAGGUGCACAAACUGCUCAAAUAAGUUAAAAAUAUACAAAUAUUUAUUACUUAAUAAUUCCGUAUUUGCUAUUUGAAUGAACUCUUGCUACAGUUUUUCCAACUGAAUAUUUUGCUGCUAAAUUACUUCUCUGCUGUCUGUUAUACUUGACUUUUUGUUGCCUUAAUUAAUAUCCAAAGCACAUGUGAAAAAUGCAGUGAGAAAAGAAUUUCAAAAACAAGGCUGUUUUUCAUUUAUUAAAUACACCAUCACAUACAAAA
Molecule: messenger RNA, 3514 nt
Organism: Erpetoichthys calabaricus (reedfish)
Lineage: Eukaryota; Metazoa; Chordata; Cladistia; Polypteriformes; Polypteridae
Product: glutaminase kidney isoform, mitochondrial-like
Exons: 17
Coding region: 154-1806 (550 amino acids)
Biological process (GO): L-glutamine catabolic process
Molecular function (GO): glutaminase activity; protein binding
Source: RefSeq, a predicted model, not a curated record